This is a messenger RNA of Plasmodium adleri (nom. inval.), 2451 nucleotides long. Its product is annotated as conserved Plasmodium protein, unknown function. The transcript has a single exon. The record is from RefSeq and is a predicted model, not a curated record. Bases 1 to 2451 code for a protein of 816 amino acids. NCBI's taxonomy places the organism in Eukaryota, Apicomplexa, Aconoidasida, Haemosporida, Plasmodiidae.
AUGGAAAAUCGAGAAUGCGAAAUAAGAAUAUUUAACGGUACUAGCUGUUGUUUUUAUAGAUAUAUGCAUUCAGUAAAACAUGGAGUAUGGUUAGUAAAUCCUCCUGAGUGUUUAAAAAGUAAAGGAGAAGAAAAAUGUAUAGCUAGAUUUACAAAGACUAUGGGUAAUUUUUAUGGUAUAUUACAAUAUUGUGUAGUUAUAAAUAGUGAUGAAUAUAUUUUGAAUGCUCGUUUUGAUAUACCAUUAUUAGGUGAUAAUACAGCUACAUCGAUUAUUGGUUUGAAUAUAAAGAGUGAAGAUAAACAGAUAUUAUCACAACAGAAUUAUUUUUUAGUAAAAUAUAGUUUUGAUAAUACAUAUAAUAGUAAAUUUUAUAUUAACAUUGUUGAAACGGAUGAAGGACAUCGAUUUAUUGAAUACCAUAAGAAGAAAUUAAAGAAAAAUCUUCUUCGUGUAUUACAUAUAAGAACAUUAGAAGAAAAAGAAAAAUUACGUAAAGAAAAUAUGAAUAAUAAUUUAAGAAUAAAUGAUUACAAUAAUAUUAGUAGUAAUAAUAAUAAUAAUAAUAUUAAUAAUGAAGAUAAUUUAACAAAUGAUAAAUUAAUAAAUAAUUAUCAUCGUGAUAAUGAUAUAUUAGAUAUAUUACCAUUAAGUUUUAUUAUUAAUAUAAAAAAUUAUGAAUGGAAAAAAAGACUUAGAAAAGCACAUAAAUCUUUAUAUAUAAUAAUUAUAAAUUUUACUAGACAAACAUUAAAUUUAACAGAUAGUAAAGGUAUGAAAUCUGUUGAAUUGAAUGAAGGGAAUUGGAUUGAAUUACCAAAUGAGAAAAUAUCUUCUUUACGUUCUUGUGAAUUUGGAUGUAAUAGUGAUGGUAUGUUUUCUAGUAUCAGUGGUUUUUGUAAAUAUAAUUUUAUGAAUGAAUCAUGUUAUUUAAAUAUAUUAUGGGAUAUUAAUAGUGUAAAUUCAAAAAUUAAAUGUAAUAUUAAAAAUACUACUAAAUAUACAAUUAUAAAAAAUGUAGAAUUAUAUAAUGAAUGUACUGCUGUUUUUCAUAUCUUAGAAUAUUAUUAUUACCCUCCAAUCAAAAUAUUAGAAUGCAGAGCUUUAACAAAUAAUGUUAUUAAUAAAUAUAAUAUUAAUAAAGAUAAUAUUGAUAAAAAUAUUAAUACAAUAUAUCAAUGUAGUAUUAAUGUUAUUAGACAAUUUUGUCAAUAUCUUCUUAAUAAUAAUACAUCUCAAGAAAAUUAUUCAAAUGAUGAAGAAUUUAUGAAUUCAUCCAAUUUGCAAAAAAAAUUUGUAUAUAAUGAUGACGAUGAUGAUAUAAAAUAUAUAAAUAAUAACAUCUCUCCUUUUACAAAGAUUAAUAAAAAUGCCAUAUCUGUAUAUUCAAAAAAAGGGAAUGAAAUUAUUUCUAGUAAAAAAAAAAAAAAUAACAAAUCUGUUUAUUAUAAUAGCAAAGGAGAUAUUGUUCCAGAUGAUAAUUAUAAAAAAGAGGGGAAAAAAAUAUAUAAUAACUUACACGAUAAUGAUAAUAAAAAUGGUUAUUCUUUUAAUGACGAAGAAAAUGAGCAAUUAGAAGAAGAUGGAGAUUUUUUAAAUAUCGAGAAUUUAAAGAGUAGUACUAUACAAGAAAAGAAUUUAGAAAUUUUAAAAAAAAGAAAAGCAUGUUCAAACAAUAUGAAUAUUAAUAGAAAGAAUAUAUUUACAAAUAUUAAUAUAACAUGUGGACGUGAUUUUUUUUGUUACAUGCAUGGAAAUAAUUAUUCUAAUAACAUACCUAUAAAUUCUUAUUUAUAUAUAUGUUGGAACAUAGGAAAUGUUAUAUAUAGAAAUUUAUAUAAUUCAAGUGAAAAUAUAAUAAUAAAUGCUCAUAGUUUGUUAAGUAGUCAUAAUAUUAAUGAUGAUGUUAUAUUAAAAUUGAAAAUAGAUGAAAAUAAUAGAAGGCUUUAUCCAUCAAAUCUAAUACAUAGUUUAUUAAUGAAUACAGAAAGUAAUAUAUAUAUAAAUAAUGAAUAUGUAAUAUUAGAUAUUAUUUUAAGUAUAUUCCAUAUUAUAUCAACAAAUUUAUCACCUAUUAUAGAAAAAAUAUUAGAUGCAGAAUAUGGAACUAGAUGGAUAAUGGAUAGUAAAAUACCAAAAAGUAAUAUAUGGGAAAAAUCAAAAGGAAAAAAUGAAUUAGAUAUUGAAGGAAUUAUACAUAUCAUUACAACAUUCUGGAUAGAUAUAUUUGAAAAACGUAUAAAAAAUUUAGAAAUUAUACAAAAUUUACAAAAAGCAUCUAUUUUUUGGUCAAAUCAAGAAAUAGAUCAAUUUGAUCAGGAUUUUGUCAAAAAAUUAAUCGAAAGCUCUUCCUUACUUUUAAAGCUCUUUGGAGAUUAUAACACAGCAAAGAGUAUUGAAAAGUUGUAUUAUAAUAAGUAUUCUAUUUUUAAUGACUUUUGCGUGGACUAA